CCUGACCUGACCUACUCUCUGUUCCGUUCAGGUGCUGGUGUGCGACGACCUGGUGGACAGAGGGAUUGCAAACCAGCCGUGUGCUUCAUGGACCUGAGACUGCUUCACUCCUGUCCGGCUCCCUGUUUCACCCACUCUCACUCCACGUUUUCCUUCAGGUUUGACUAGCCUCCCUAUAAUGGGCGAAAUGACGACGCCUGAUUUCGAUGACCUGUUGGCAGCCUUCGAUAUCCCCGAUUUGGACCCCCAGGGCAGCAUUGAGUCGGGCCAAGAGGAAGCCCCCUUGAAGCAGACGGCCAGCAGCAAGGCGCUGUCGGUGGAGCUGGCCCCCAGCCUGCCGGACGAACCGGUGGUCAGCGUGAUCGUCAAGCACAGCGUCAGCCCCAAACGCUCGCCCGGCCACCAGAAGGAGCCGCACCACUUCGACAGCAGCGUGCUGCACAACGGCUACGAGUCCGCACCGAAUCCCGACUCCCCCGAACCGGAGUCCCAGGCCUCCGCCUGCCAGGGCUGGCUGAAAGCAGCCCGGCCUGAGGCAAUGGAGGGCCUGCCUCCCUUUGAGCCGCCCGCGAGGAGCGAGGAGGGGGAGCACCAGACCCCUCCCUUCCCCCCUCGCUCACCGCUCUUCCCUGUCCCCGCGGCCUCCGAGCUCCAAGCCGAGGAGCAGGAGAAGGAAAACGGAGCCGUCGGGUCUUCGUCCUCGGACGACGAGCUGGAGUUGGCGGAGGAGGAAGAGGAGGAGGAGGAGGAGGAGGAGAGGCAAUCCGAGGUGGAGUCGGAGGAGAUGGAGCAGAGCAGCGACCAGGAGGGCAGCUUCCCCGACGCGCCAAGGGGUGAUGGCAUCACCUUCGCUGCCCCUGAGUGCCCCACCGCUCUCUGGCCGGAUCCCGUCGCUGAUUCGGGGGCGGCGGGGGGUGCCGCUGUGAAGUCCCCCGAAGGGGAGGCAGAGGCACAGCCUCCAAGCCCCCCUGAGUCCCCGGCGAUGGCUAAAGGGAAUCCGUGCGGCCUGCCUUCCCCCCCGAGCCUUGGCCCCAAGCAGGGGAAGAAGCAACAGCAGCAGGCCGGCAGCCCCCGGAGUGUGACCAGCGACGACAGCAGCAGCAGCAAGGAGUCCUCCUCCACCAGCUCCUCCCGCCCCCUCAAGGUGCGCAUCAAGACCAUCAAGACGUCCACGGGGGGUAUCAUGCGAACCGUGACCCGGGUCUCGUCCGAUUCGGAGCCGCGGGCUGACCAGACAGAUGGCCUGGUGCCCGAGGGCGAGAUGGAGCCCAUGGAGGAAGGGCACGAGGGAGAGGAAGAGGCCGAGAGAGGCGGAGAGCAGCUCCCUCCCGACCCGGAGGUGCCCCCCCCAGCUCCCGAUCCCGGUGACGGUCCCGAGGUGGUCAGUCUGCAACUGGGCAACGGCACUGUGGUCAAAGGGACGGUGCUGCCCAAGUCCACCUUCCAGAACGCCAGCACCGCCAUGCUCAUGGCCGCCAGCAUCGCCCAGAAAGCCACGCUGGCACCGCCCAAGUCCCCGGCCACAGCUGCCAAGCCGGUCUCCAAGAGCGUCCACUUGGCCAGUCUGAACCUGGUGCCCCAGACCCUCCCUGCGACCACCCCUGCCAGGCCCUUGUCCCUGGCGCCCAAGUCUGCCACCACCACCACCCUCCAACUGGCCACCAAAUCGCCGGGUAGCGCGGUGGCACAGAAACCAGGGCAGGGUCCCUCUCGGAGCCCGGCCGCUCCCCUGGUGGAGGCUUUUCACAAGCUGCUGAAUGGGAGGAACCCGCUGCCCACCUACAAACCCAACCUCAACCCACCAGCGGAGAGCUGCCUGGCACUGCCGCCCUUGGGUUACCGGUGCCUGGAGUGCGGUGACUCCUUCGCCCUGGAGAAGAGCCUGGCGCGGCAUUACGACCGGCGCAGCAUGAGGAUCGACGUGACGUGCAACCACUGCGCCAAGAGAAUCGUCUUCUUUAACCGCUGCAGCCUAAUGCAGCACGCCCGCGAGCACAAGGACAAGGGGCUGGUCAUGCAGUGCUCCAACCUGGUCAUGAAGACCAUCAGCCUGGAGCAGAUGAUCGGCCAGCCGGACGUGUCUGCCGCACUGGCACCCAGCCGGCCCAGGAACGCCGCUGUGGACGCCGGCUCCCAGGCCAGCUCCUCCCCGGUGAUGCCCCUGUUCCCCGACCCCGCCCUCAUCAACUGCAGCAACUUCAACUGCGCCGAGUGUGACCAGCCCUUCGCCAACCAGCUGGAGCUGGCACUGCACUUCCAGGUCGGCUCCCCCAGCUCCGACAGUGCCACCAACAACACUGCUGCUGCCCAGGUGUGUCAGCUCUGUCAGAUGUUACUCCCCACAAAGUGCAGCUUCUUUGCUCACUACCGUCUACACAAGAGCAAGUCACCGUACAUCUGCCCUGAAUGUGGAGGGGUCUGUCGUGCUGCACACAUCCAGACCCACGUCAAAGACGUCUGCUGUCAUUAUGCCCGCAAGAUCGGAUACAAGUGCCCUCAGUGUGGAGUUGUGUAUGGAGGGAUUACCUCGAUCAAGUCACACAUUCAGGACGUGCACUGUGAGGCGUUCCACAAAUGUCCAAUAUGCCCCAUGGCAUUCAAGUCUGCCCCCAGUGCACACUCGCACAUCUAUACACAGCACCCAGGCGUUAGCAAUCAGCAGGCCAAAGUGAUCCAUAAGUGUGCCAUGUGUGAUACAGUUUUCACCCAUCAGCCACUGCUCAGCUCCCACUUUGACCAACACCUGACCAAGCAACGGGUCAACGUCUUCAAGUGCCCUCAGUGCCCAGUGCUUUACGCUCAGAAAAGGACCAUGAUGGAGCACAUCAAGAGCACCCAUUCCAACUUGAAGAGUGAGGAUGCAGCCCCCGGCUGGACCAUGCCACCUGAGAAAGGCACGGCCAAGUCCAGCCCGGACUCCACCGACGUCUCCACCGAUGAGUCUUCCACCAGCUCCAAGGCCGUGCUGAGCCUCCAGCGCAGGAAGGAGAUGAGGCUGAAGCUGAAGAACGCUGGCUGGACGUGUGGACAAUGCCAGAUGUGGUUCCCUGAGCGUGAGGAGUAUGUCACCCACAUGAAGAAGGACCACGGCAAGGCGAUGAAGAAGUUCCCGUGCAGACUCUGUGAGAGAUCAUUCUGCUCCGCUCCCAGCUUGCGAAGGCAUGUCCGGGUCAACCACGAGGGGAUUAAACGCGUCUACAGCUGCAGACACUGCAGCGAAGGCAAGAGGACGUUCAGCAGUCGCCUGACUCUGGAGAAACAUUUGCAAGUCAUUCACGGUAUUAACAUGGCAGACCACGCUCAGGACCAGGAGAAUCUCUUCGAGAGAGUGAGCAUUAAGACCACCAUUCGCAAGCGGCCGAGCUCCAGGGACGGGCCGGAGCACUGGGGCUCCGAAGGCGCCAAGACCCGGAAGCUGAACGGGAGCUCGCCUUUCCGAUGCAUGAAAUGUGGCCAGACAUGCAGCAGCUUCUCCGAUUUCCACAAGCACAUCGCCCAGCACCGAACCGGUGGCUCAUCGUUUCAGUGCCGUCACUGCGGGCUCUGCUUCGCUGCCCAGCUCUCGUUAAACCGUCACCUCUUCAUCGUGCACGGACUGAAAGAGUCCGGGGGGCCAAAGGGAACUGAGGACAAGGGAGACCCCGAGUGGAUCAAGCUGGAGGGCGGGGUGAUUUGCGACGUCUGCGGGAAGCUGUUUGAGAGCGUGCCGUUGUUAAAAACGCACUUUCGGACACACGGGAUGGCCUUUAUCAAAUCGAAGCAAAAUGGUCUGGAUAAGUAAGUGCCCAGUACGUCGAUGGAAGCUUACUUUCACAAGGAUGUUUUUAUUUAUAUAGUGCCUGGCAGGGUGAAUGCCAGAGAGCGCAAGGUCCCGAGAGGGGGAGAGCAAGUCUCCUUGUUUCAUUGUCGUCAUCUCCCACCCCCCCCCCUCCCCCCACCUCUUCUUUCGCAGUUCAGCCCUCCUUCUGGGUGACAAUCUGAGAGGGGGACGUGGGGGUUUUACUGGAGAGGGAGGUGUGGUUUACCCAGUCUGGUACAGAGCCCACAGACCUGGAAGGGACUGAGUCCCGUUCCCAGGCCGUAUGGAGUCUGCCCGAUCUCACCCUGGCAGCUGCCCAGUGCAGGAUGCCUCUGGGUAAGACCAAUCCCCUGUGUUCCUGUAGCCCCCCCCCCUUCCCUGCACCCUGUAUCACACAUUGAAUGGGGUAUUUAGUAAUCACACACAGGGGAGAAGGCACUUUGGUUUCUUGAGCCCAUUUCUGAACUAAUCCUGGAAUACUGUUGGUGAUACAUCCUUUCUGUGCCCGAAGGACCAAACAGGAAGGGGGCUGGCAGAGUGGAGCUGAUUGGUCCUCAGUAACCCAGGCGAUGGGUUAACAGCCUUGGAGUUUAUAUUUCCAGACCGUUCACCUUUCACUGUGGGUAAGCCCCCACAGCUGAGGUGAGCAAGUUUGGUAUUGAAUCACCAGUACUCUGCUCCUUCCUUCAUUUUACUGUCUCACUCGACCAGGACUGCGCCUGACCCAACAACAAGAGUGCCCCAGGCAGGGUGGAGCGUGGAGGUAGCUGUUUGUGUGUUCCCUCUUUCUUUCUCCCUCCUUUUUGGGAGUGGGGUGAGAUGGGUCAAACGGGGUCGCAGUGCAGCUGGGAGGCAGGUCCACAUACGUGAUUCCAGUGAGGACUGGAUCGGGUUCAGCUGCGAUGCCCUGUGAGACCACAGCCGACAUCAUCGCUGUGACGGCGCGACAGGAAGGCGUGCAAGGGUCGAAGGUAACGUGUUGGCGUUGGGGGCGCGCGCACGCAUAUCCCCGCACCCUGGGUCAGACGGUCGGGACCAGACCGACCUCCCGGACCCAGGGGAGACGGGUGAGGGAGCUGGGCUGGGGUCCAUCUGGUCUGCACUGUCCA
Messenger RNA from Chiloscyllium plagiosum (whitespotted bambooshark), 4908 nucleotides. The record is from RefSeq and is a predicted model, not a curated record. Lineage: Eukaryota; Metazoa; Chordata; Chondrichthyes; Orectolobiformes; Hemiscylliidae.